AAAUUUUAAUAUACAUACACAUAAUAUAUAUAAAUAAAAAUAUAAAAUGCCUUUAAGAGAAUUCAAAAUCGUAGUUUUAGGUUCAGGUGGUGUUGGUAAAUCAGCACUUACUGUACAAUUUGUUCAAGGUAUUUUCGUUGAAAAAUACGACCCAACUAUUGAAGAUUCAUACAGAAAACAAGUAGAAGUUGAUGGUAAUCAAUGCAUGUUAGAAAUUUUAGAUACAGCUGGUACCGAACAAUUUACUGCCAUGAGAGAUCUUUACAUGAAAAAUGGUCAAGGUUUUGUUCUUGUAUAUAGUAUUAUUUCAAAUUCCACCUUUAAUGAAUUACCAGAUCUCCGUGAACAAAUUCUUAGAGUCAAAGAUUGUGAAGAUGUCCCAAUGGUUCUUGUUGGUAAUAAAUGUGAUCUCCACGACCAAAGAGUUAUCAGUACUGAACAAGGUGAAGAACUCGCUCGUAAAUUUGGUGAAUGUUACUUUUUAGAAGCCUCUGCCAAAAACAAAGUUAAUGUUGAACAAAUUUUCUACAAUUUAAUUCGUCAAAUCAAUCGUAAAAACCCAGUUGGCCCAUCAAAGAAAGAUAAAAGCGGGUCAAAAUGUGCUUUAUUAUAAAUUUGUCAAAUUUCUCUCAACAGUUUUCUAUUUUUUUUUUCUAUUUUCACCAGCACCUCCACCCAAAAUAAUAAUAAUUU
Molecule: messenger RNA, 693 nt
Organism: Dictyostelium purpureum
Lineage: Eukaryota; Evosea; Eumycetozoa; Dictyosteliales; Dictyosteliaceae
Gene: rapA
Exons: 2
Coding region: 47-613 (188 amino acids)
Biological process (GO): Rap protein signal transduction
Cellular component (GO): plasma membrane
Molecular function (GO): GTP binding; GTPase activity; GDP binding
Source: RefSeq, a predicted model, not a curated record